AUGGACUUAUUACGGUGGCUGUUUGUGACGGCCGCAAUAAUUGCAACUAACCGUAGGCCGUCUGUUACUCAUCUCACCAAUACACCCACCUUCAUCACUAUCAAGGCCCCAAGAGACAUAUCUCAAGCACCAACCCAAAACACUGCUUUCAAAGCUCUUCUUGGCCAAAUCAAGAUCCACCCCCGCUAUCAAGACGAACGGACACAAACUUUGAUCAAGCUCACAAUCCGUGUCAUUAUACUCGCUGGACUCUACGAGUGGUUGCGCACAUUCAAGACACCUUACAACAAUGCACCAUUCACUGGCCGAGACUAUGUGGAGUUAUGGCGCCCAGCUACUAUGGGCUGCUUUUUUCGAGGUGGCAUGUACAAUUGUUGA
Molecule: messenger RNA, 378 nt
Organism: Puccinia graminis f. sp. tritici CRL 75-36-700-3
Lineage: Eukaryota; Fungi; Basidiomycota; Pucciniomycetes; Pucciniales; Pucciniaceae
Exons: 1
Coding region: 1-378 (125 amino acids)
Source: RefSeq, a predicted model, not a curated record